This is a messenger RNA of Orbilia oligospora ATCC 24927, 519 nucleotides long. RefSeq lists its product as uncharacterized. The transcript has 3 exons. Bases 1 to 519 code for a protein of 172 amino acids. Gene Ontology annotation, cellular component: membrane. NCBI's taxonomy places the organism in Eukaryota, Fungi, Ascomycota, Orbiliomycetes, Orbiliales, Orbiliaceae. The record is from RefSeq and is a predicted model, not a curated record.
AUGUCACCAGCAGCAGAACUCUACAUCCCCCGUCUAACCUCCAUCCUCCUCCGUCUAACCCAACUCCUAACCUCCAUAAUAAUCACGGGCAUCUCAGGCCACUACCUCAACACCCUCAAAGACUUCCACAUACCUGUCGCAAACGGUCGAUUCAUCUAUACAACCAUCAUAUCCUCAUCAUCACUGAUCUAUUCCUUUAUUUGUUUGAUAUUCUGGAGGUAUACUGUUUUCCCGGUUGAUUUGGGGUUUUUUGUGGCUUAUCUUGUGGGGUUUGGGGUUGUUGUUAGUUGGAUUGUGGAUGGGAUGGGGUGUGAGAAGACGUGGGAUUUGGAGGUUAGGUUUGGGGUUUGGUUGAGUGGGAGGCCAAAAGAUCAAUGUGGACGCUGGGCGGCGGUUGAGACUUUUACUUUCUUUACUUCGCUUUUGUUUUUGGCGAGUGGGUUGCUGGCGGUGUGGAAGAUUUGGAAACAAGGGAAAGAUGAAAUUGAGAAGCCGAGGCCGUGGUUUAGGUGUUUGUGA